Messenger RNA from Oryza sativa Japonica Group (Japanese rice), 3573 nucleotides. NCBI's taxonomy places the organism in Eukaryota, Viridiplantae, Streptophyta, Magnoliopsida, Poales, Poaceae. The record is from RefSeq and is a predicted model, not a curated record.
AAACCUCCGUCUCGCGCAGCACACACGAGCAGCCGCCCAAAGGAAGAGAGAGAAAAAAAGCUCGAGGGGAAAAGGAGAGGUGUGCGAGAGAAGGGAGAGAGAGAGGAGAGAGAGAGAGGAGGCGAGGAGGGAGACCUCCACUACUCGCACGGGAAGAAAGCACUGCUGCGCGCGAGGGGCGCGUGACGACGGGUGGUCGCCGCCGCCGCCGCCGCAUCGUGCCGUCGAGAUCUAGGGUUCCCGGCGGGCAGGAGCCAUGGCGAGCCCGCGGUCGGCAGGUGGGGUGGGAGGAGGAGGCGGAGGAGGAGGAGGAAGUGGUGGCGCAGCCGCGGGGGACGACGCGAUCUGGAGUAAGCUCCGGGAGGCCGGCUUCGACGAGGAGUCCCUCAAGCGCCGCGACAAGGCGGCGCUCAUUGCGUACAUCUCGCGGCUCGAGUCCGAGAUUUAUCAAUACCAACACAAUCUUGGUCUUGUUUUGAUGGAGCGGAAGGAGUUAACAUCCAAGCAUGAGCAACUUAGAGCUGCUUCGGAAUCUGCUGAGAUUAUGCACAAGCGUGAACGUGCAGCCCAGCAGUCUGCUUUAGCUGAAGCAAGGAAGAAGGAAGAAAACCUGAAAAAGAGUUUAGGCAUCCAAAAGGAGUGUGUUGCUAAUCUUGAAAAAGCAUUGCAUGAUAUGCGUGGGGAAACAGCUGAAACAAAGGUUUCAUAUGAAUCGAAAUUGGCUGAAGCUCUUCAAUUGAUGGAGGCUGCACACAAGAAAUUUGAUGAGGCAGAAGAGAAGCUUCUUCUAGCAAAAUCUUUGGAGGCAGAGUCCAUACGGACUCAUAAUGCAGCACUGAGAAGUUUACAUGACAUCGAUGAUCGCGAAGAUCAGCUUAGAAGAGACCGAAUUUCUUGUGAGCUCGAGAAUGAGGCCAAAGAGAAGGAAAUUAGCCUCCAGAGGAAAUCGUUGAACGAUAUGAAGAAAAUUUUGCAUGAAAAGGAGGAAGUAUUACUAAAGGAACAAGCUCUACUCAAUCAGAGGGACGAGAACAUCCUUGAGAGAUUAGCUUAUGUUACUCACUCAGAGAAAAGAGUGGAAGAAGAAAAGAAUAUUCUUGAAGCUGAACGGAAGGUUUUGUUAGAGGAAAAAUAUAAGUUGGAGCUGAAAAUGGAGGCAAUAGUUUCAAGAGAGGAAGCUCUGAUUCAGAAGGAAUCCCUGCUUGACAAAAGGGAGAGUGAAUUAUUAAUUUUGCAAGAGACAAUCGCAAGUAAAGAACGGGCCGAGAUUGAAAGGUUGAAUCAGGAACAAGCUAUAGCCUUGGAGAGGAGAAAACAUGAUUUUGAAUCUGAGAUGGCAAACAAACAAAUGUCUUUUGAUGCAGCAAUGGAGGUGACAAGAAAUGCGCUGCAUCAGAGAGAAUGUGCUCUCAGUGAGCAGGAAUCUGUGGUUGUGCAAAGAUCCCAGAAUCUUGACCUUCAGCUAGCUGAAUUAGCAAGCAAGGAAAAGGCGUUGGCAGGGAGAUCAGAUGAGUUGAAAGAGGAGGAGGAAAAGCUCUUGUUACACAGAGAAGCCAUACACAAUGAACUUCAAAAAGAAAGGGAAGAAAUACAAAGGAUUAAAUCGGAUUUGGAGAAGGAAAAGGCUUUCUUUGAAGAGGAGAAACGGGAAGCAAUUCAAGCCCAACAAGAUCUAGCAAUAACACAAGCAGAUAGAGAUGAGUUGCUUACUCUGCAGAUGAAACUUAAAGAAGAAAUUGACAGCCUCAGAGCCCAAAAAAGGGAACUCAUGGCUGAUGCAGAUAGGCUGCAAGCCGAAAAGGAAAGGUUUGAGAUUGAAUGGGAGCUGAUUGAUGAAAAGAAAGAGGAGCUACAAAAGGAAGCGAUCAGAAUUGCUGAAGAACGAAGAGCAAUAACUGAGUAUCUGAAGAAUGAAUCUGAUAUCAUCAAACAGGAGAAGGAUAAUCUCCGUGUUCAGUUCAAAAGUAAUUCAGAAACACUCUCUCGUGAACACAAAGAGUUCAUGAGUAAGAUGCAGCAAGAACAUGCAAGUUGGCUGAGUAAGAUUCAACAAGAAAGGCAAGAUCUGAAGAGAGACAUUGAUAUCCAGAGGGUGGAAUUGCUAAAUUCUGCUAAGGCAAGGCAGAUGGAAAUAGAUUCUUAUUUGAGGGAAAGGGAGGAAGAGUUUGAGCAGAAAAAGGCCAAGGAACUCGAACACAUCAAUUCUCAGAAGGAGAUGAUCAACACAAAAUUAGAACAUGUUGCAGUUGAAUUGCAGAAACUUAAGGAUGAGAGAAAAGAAGCUACUUUGGAACGUGAGAGGAGAGAGCAAGAGUUGUCUGAGAUAAAAGGCACUAUUGAAGCCUUGAAUAAUCAACGGGAGAAGCUGCAAGAGCAAAGAAAACUAUUACAUUCAGACCGAGAAGCAAUUACAGUGCAAAUUCAACAACUUAAUGUGUUGGAAGAACUGAAAAUUGAUUCUGAAAAUAAGCAACUGUCUUUGUUACAACAUGAUAAGUCAAAGCUUGGAAGUGAUAUAAAUGUGAAAGACAAUCAUCAUGAUAACUCCCAUUCUUCACCAAAGCAACGUUUUGGAAGGAAACUAGACCUUUCUCCAGUCUCAACACCGAUUUCUUGGGUUCGAAAAUGUGCUCAGGUGAUAUUCAAACGGUCUCCAGAGAAGAGCGCUAGCCAUGAUCAAUUUGUCCAGAAUGGUGUGCCAAAGAAAGUUGGAGACUCUGUGGAUGUUGAAGAUGUGAAUUUGGACUUUGCAAAAGUUGGUCAAAAGAGGCUUAAUCAUUUGGUUUCUUGUGACCAAACUGAAGUUUUAGAGCCAAAACGAAAGCACAGAAGGAGUACUAUUCAGAAAGUUAAUGGAGGGGAAAUCACUUCCAACUGCCUGUCAGCUCUAGAAGAGAAAUGCUCCAAGAAUGAACAUGAUGAAGCCCCACUUGGUUUAUCCAACACCUGCAAGGAACAUGAAUACGGCGAUAAAGGGCCAGAGAACCUUACAAAACCAGGAGAACCAGCUUCAUCUGUUGAUGUGCCUUACGUGAACGGAAUAGUGGAUAAUUCAGAUUCUGUCCAAGAGGAACCUUCGGUGGAGGCUACAGUGUCUGCAACUGAAACAUCUAAUGUAGAUGGACCUGAGGACAACAAUGACUCUGACGAGGAAGAUGAAGAGGAAGAGGAAGAGAAAACAUCUUCAGCGAAGAAGCUGUGGCGUUUCCUCAUAACUUGAUGGAGAUUAGUUUCACCUCUGAUAGAUAAUACAGAGCUAACUGUAGGCUGACAGUUACCUCUCUUAUAAAGAUAAUCACUUUAGCUGUAUUGCUUUCGGCAUUGCCCCCCUCUCGGAUUGAAAGGGGAAGCCUUUGUGUCUAGUUGUGUGUGCAUGUGGUAUUGUGAGCAGCGGCAGUUUUGGAAGCCGCUGCUGAGCUGAAUCCUCCACUGUGUUUUCCAUCUUCUUGCCUCUGUUGCUUCUUCGACUUGUAAAGUGGUUGUGUAAAAAAUGAUGGGGGCGCCCUGGUAACCUCUUGCUGUUGUGCGAAGUGGAAGCAAAGUUAACGUAGAUGGUUUGAUAUUCAUUUGAUU